AUGCCCCGGUUCGACCUCCGCAACAAGGGCCAGUCCGGCAUCCCCUUCUACACGCCGGCGCAGGAACCCGCGGCCGGCACCGCGGCAGACGCCUCGACGGCACCGACGCUCUACACGCCGCUGCGCAUGCGGUCCCUCGAGCUGCACAACCGCUUCGUCGUGUCGCCCAUGUGCCAGUACAGCGCCGACGACGGCCACCUCACCGACUACCACCUCGUGCACCUGGGCCAAUUCGCGCUCCACGGCGCCGGCGUCGUCAUGGUCGAGGCCACGGCCACCGAGCCGCGCGGCCGCAUCUCGCCCCAGGACUCGGGCCUCUGGCAGGACUCGCAGAUGGAGCCGCUGCGCAGGAUCGUAAACUACGUCCACAGCCAGAACACCAAGGCCGGCAUCCAGAUUGCCCACGCCGGCCGCAAGGCGAGCACCCUGGCGCCGUGGAUCGGCGGCUCCGCCAACAAGGCGCUCGCGGGCGAGGAGCACGGCGGCUGGCCCGACCAGGUCGUUGGCCCGAGUGCGAUUCCCUUUUCCGAGGACCACGCCACGCCGGCCGAGCUGAGCGUCGACGACAUCAGGGGCCUGGUCAAGAGCUUCGGGGAGGCGGCGCUGCGAGCCGUCAAGGCCGGCUUCGACCUGAUUGAGAUUCACGGCGCCCACGGCUACCUCAUCACCGAGUUCCUGUCUCCCAUCUCCAACAAACGAACCGACAGCUACGGCGGCUCCUUUGACAACCGCACCCGCUUCCUCCGCGAGGUCAUCGAGACGGUGCGCUCCGUCAUCCCCGACUCCAUGCCCCUCUGGCUGCGCGUCUCGGCCACCGAGUGGAUGGAAUGGACGGGCGAGCCCUCGUGGGACCUCGACAGCACCGUCAGGCUCGCCAAGCUGCUGCCCGCGCUGGGCGUCGACGCCCUCGACGUCAGCAGCGGCGGCAACGACCCCCGGCAGAGGCUGCUCCGCGAAAAGACGUACCAGACCGACCUGGCGCGCCAGAUUCGCCGCGCACUCCGCGCUGACGGGCUGGACAUGGUGGUCGGCGCCGUGGGCAACAUUGACGGCGCCGAGUUUGCCCGGGACGUCGUGCAGGAGGGCGGGGAGCAGUCGGCCGACUUGGUCCUCGUGGCGAGGCAUUUCCUGCGGGAGCCUGACUUUGUGCUUAAUGCUGCGGAGAGGCUGGGUGUGCCGGUUAAGUGGCCGAAUCAGUAUCACAGAGCGGCGCCGAAGGAGGUUGCCGAUGCAUUUUGA
Metarhizium robertsii ARSEF 23 is the source of this 1239-nucleotide messenger RNA. Its product is annotated as NADPH dehydrogenase. Gene Ontology annotation, molecular function: FMN binding; NADPH dehydrogenase activity; NADP binding. Lineage: Eukaryota; Fungi; Ascomycota; Sordariomycetes; Hypocreales; Clavicipitaceae. The transcript has 2 exons. The record is from RefSeq and is a predicted model, not a curated record. Bases 1 to 1239 code for a protein of 412 amino acids. Gene Ontology annotation, cellular component: intracellular anatomical structure.